UUAUUGUCACAGAUAAAGAGCCAGCUCACCAGCUCCUGACACAUGCAUCGUGACCAUGAGACACAACUGGACACCAGACCUCAGCUUCUUGUGGGUCCUGCUGUGUGCCCACAUUUUUUUUUUUCUGGUCAGAGCCACACCUGUCUCGCAGACCACCACAGCUGCCACUUUUUUUUUUAGAAGCACAAAGGACCCCUGCCCCUGCCAGCCCCCAGUGUUCCCAGCAGCUAAGCAGUGUCCAGCAUUGGAAGUGACCUGGCCAGAGGUGGAAGUGCCACUGAAUGGAACGCUGACCUUAUCCUGUACGGUUUUUUUUUGCUUCCCCAACUUCAGCAUGCUCUACUGGCUGGGCAAUGGUUCCUUCUUUUUUUUUCUCCCAGGCCAGCUGUGGGAGGGGAGCACCAGCCGGGAACAUGGGAGCACAGGUACGCGGCUGUACAAGGCCUUGGUGCUGGAGCAGCUGACCCCUGCGCUGCACAGCACCAACUUCUCCUGUGUGCUCAUGGACCCCGAACAGGUUGUCCAGCGUCACGUCAUCCUGGCCCAGCUCUGGGUGAGGAGCUUUUUUUUUGGCCUCCAGCAAUAGGAGGAGCUCUUCUUCCAUAUGUGGGGAGGAAAGGGUGGGCUCUGCCAGAGCAGCCUCUAAACUAAUGCCCAGCAUUCCUCAA
Molecule: messenger RNA, 668 nt
Organism: Cercocebus atys (sooty mangabey)
Lineage: Eukaryota; Metazoa; Chordata; Mammalia; Primates; Cercopithecidae
Gene: IL18BP
Product: interleukin 18 binding protein
Exons: 4
Coding region: 56-586 (176 amino acids)
Biological process (GO): T-helper 1 type immune response
Molecular function (GO): interleukin-18 binding
Source: RefSeq, a predicted model, not a curated record